AUAAAAAAUGAAUUUAGGCUACUUUAAAUUAAAUUGAAAAAAAGUAUUGUAGUAAAAAAAUGCAAUGUUUCUCGUUUUUGUUUCUUGUGAAUUAUUUCAGACUUCAAAUCCUAGUGCUAAAUAUGUAUUGUAUUUAUGUGGUAUGUAUUUUAAUUUGAUAUAAUACUAAUAAAUUCUAAUGAUAUUUCACUUCUUAUACAACUAUACAAGCACAAGUGUCAAGUCCAGUAUCAAAAUAAUUGCCUAUACAUAACUCCUUAAAAAUUCCACUAAAAAUAAUAAUGCAUAAUAUGUUGCUUAUUGUUGGUACAAUAUAAUAUUCAAUAAUCAUAGAAACGACUAGUUUAAUUUUCUACCAUUCAAUUCAAUUAGUAAUUUUUGUAUGUCAUAAAUAUUUAUUAAAUUGCUUAUCAACUCUUUUUAAAGUUACAAUAAUAAUUAUAGAAUUUUAGAUACAAAAUGAAUAAUGUUCAAAAUGAAUUUGAAGAAACAUUGAAACGCAUCCAAUCUCAAAAUGGCGUUGUUGGUGUUAUUGUGGUAAACAAUAAUGGUGAUCUCAUAACAUCAACAUUAGACAACAGAUCAUCUGUUAGCCACGCUGAAAUGAUAAUGAAGUUGGCCGACAACGCAAAAGGUUUUGUUAGAAAUUUGGAUCCGUCUAACGAGUUAAUGGUUUUACGAAUGGGCUCUAAAAGACGAGAGGUACUAGUGGCACCUGGUAAAGAUUUCAUAAUUAUCGUUCUUCAGAAACAAAAUCAUAAAUCUAUAAUGAAAAGUAUAGCGAACUCUUUAUAAUGCAUUUAUAUAAUAUUGCUUUGAAUACAAAAAAAUGAAAUUUUGUAAUUAUAAAUUAAUUAUAUUAUAUCUACUUGACUAUACUAUAAGUAAGACACGCAUUA
Molecule: messenger RNA, 899 nt
Organism: Myzus persicae (green peach aphid)
Lineage: Eukaryota; Metazoa; Arthropoda; Insecta; Hemiptera; Aphididae
Product: dynein light chain roadblock-type 2-like
Exons: 3
Coding region: 460-795 (111 amino acids)
Biological process (GO): microtubule-based movement
Cellular component (GO): centrosome; cytoplasm; cytoplasmic dynein complex
Molecular function (GO): dynein intermediate chain binding
Source: RefSeq, a predicted model, not a curated record